AUGGCUGGUGAUGAGAUGGCUGGUGAUGAGAUGGCUGGUGAUGAGAUGGCUGGUGGUGAGAUGGCUGGUGAUGAGAUGGCUGGUGAUGAGAUGGCUGGUGAUGAGAUGGCUGCAGGUGAGAUGGCUGCAGGUGAGAUGGCUGCAGGUGAGAUGGCUGCAGAGAGACCUAUCAAGCGUGGAUUGGACCAGAACACCCUGCCUGGUGGUAUCCCUGCACGAGCCCUGAAGGACUUAUCAGCCGUGGAUCGCACCAAAACACCCUGGCUGGUGGUGUCUCUGCACGAGCCCUGGUACCACUCCAACAGCGAUCAUCAGACAGACGGACAGGAUAUGAGGAAGGCCCUGGAAGAGACGCUGUAUGCCGCCCGCGUUGACAUUCUGAUCACCGGCCACGUGCAUGCGUACGAACGAACGACCCGUGUGUACAACGGUCAGGAGGACCCUUGUGGGAUCAUGCACAUCACCGUUGGGAGCGGCGGAAAGGAUCUAUACCCUAGGUAUGUCAGUUUUUCUAUCGACUAA
Closterium sp. NIES-65 is the source of this 522-nucleotide messenger RNA. Lineage: Eukaryota; Viridiplantae; Streptophyta; Zygnematophyceae; Desmidiales; Closteriaceae. The record is from the annotation of a GenBank genome assembly.